Metarhizium album ARSEF 1941 is the source of this 375-nucleotide messenger RNA. Its product is annotated as SNARE complex subunit. Lineage: Eukaryota; Fungi; Ascomycota; Sordariomycetes; Hypocreales; Clavicipitaceae. The transcript is spliced from 3 exons. Gene Ontology annotation, cellular component: SNARE complex; plasma membrane. Bases 1 to 375 code for a protein of 124 amino acids. Gene Ontology annotation, molecular function: syntaxin binding; SNAP receptor activity. The record is from RefSeq and is a predicted model, not a curated record. Gene Ontology annotation, biological process: vesicle fusion; vesicle-mediated transport.
AUGUCCAACAACCUCUCCUACGGGCAAGGUGGCCAUUACAGCUCUCAUGAUGUGCGGCCAUCCAACGCCGGAAACAACUACGAAGGUAGUGCGCAAGAUGCCAAAAUUCAAGAAAUCAAAGAAGGAAUACGCGAAACUCAAGCAACGAUGAAAACAAACCUGGAAGAUAUUGCCGGGCGAGGUGACAAACUUCAUAGCAUGGAGCACCAGACCGCCGGUCUGGCAGAUUCGUCCCAGCAAUUCCGCCGCGGUGCCAACAGGGUUCGCAAACAGAUGUGGUGGAAAGACAUGAAGAUGCGCAUCUGUUUGAUCGCUGGUGUCAUUAUCCUCUUGCUUGUUAUCAUCAUUCCUUCUGUUGUCGCCACUCGUCGUUGA